AUGCACCUCGAUAAAAGCGAAAUCUCCUGAAAGCCAUCAGCCUUUUCCUCUCUGACAGGAGCCAUGAAAACUCUCCUGCUGAUGCUCAUGCUGCUCACCAGCCUCACUCAGUCCUUCAGCCACGGAUACAGCGACCCUGAGGAGGAGAGCUGGACGGACGGCAGAUUUGAGACUGAGAUUAAGUGGUUUGAACCUGAUCCAUUACAGACGAUGGUGAAGAAAAUGGUGCGGAGACCUGACCAACAACAGUUUUUUGGUCUAAUGGGGAGAAGAUCCUCAGCAAAAUCACAGAUAACACGGAAAAGGCAAAAGUUUCAGUCUUUUGUGGGCCUCAUGGGAAAGCGGAGUGUAGAGGGCUCUUUCUGAUGGAACUGGGAGCAGAAUACCACUCAUGGUACUCACCCAUUCAGUUUCAAGUUGAUGCGUUUCAAGA
This is a messenger RNA of Colossoma macropomum (tambaqui), 433 nucleotides long. RefSeq names its product protachykinin. Gene Ontology annotation, biological process: tachykinin receptor signaling pathway. Lineage: Eukaryota; Metazoa; Chordata; Actinopteri; Characiformes; Serrasalmidae. The record is from RefSeq and is a predicted model, not a curated record. The transcript is spliced from 6 exons.